AUGUCCAGCAAGGUGGCCAUUGGCAGUGACAUCGGCCAGGCCCGCCGGGCCGUAGAGCAGCUGCGGAUGGAGGCAGGCAUUGAGCGUGUGAAGGUGUCCAAGGCAGCCACCGACCUGCUGCAGUUCUGCACCGAGCAGGCCAAGAGUGACCCCUUCCUUGUAGGCAUCCCGGCCGCCACCAACCCUUUCAAGGAGAAGAAGCCCUGCACCAUCCUGUGA
Messenger RNA from Octodon degus (degu), 219 nucleotides. RefSeq names its product G protein subunit gamma 14 (gene Gng14). Lineage: Eukaryota; Metazoa; Chordata; Mammalia; Rodentia; Octodontidae. The transcript has 2 exons. Gene Ontology annotation, cellular component: heterotrimeric G-protein complex. The record is from RefSeq and is a predicted model, not a curated record. Gene Ontology annotation, biological process: G protein-coupled receptor signaling pathway. Gene Ontology annotation, molecular function: G-protein beta-subunit binding. Bases 1 to 219 code for a protein of 72 amino acids.